This is a messenger RNA of Letharia lupina, 1827 nucleotides long. RefSeq lists its product as uncharacterized. The transcript is spliced from 5 exons. Bases 1 to 1827 code for a protein of 608 amino acids. NCBI's taxonomy places the organism in Eukaryota, Fungi, Ascomycota, Lecanoromycetes, Lecanorales, Parmeliaceae. The record is from RefSeq and is a predicted model, not a curated record.
AUGACGCCAAAGGAGCAGUCCUUGUACGGUCAGAUGCCUGUCGAAUACGCGGCUGGGGAAGAGGAGGAAACCUACCUGCAGAUGAUGAAUGAUCUCGCUGAGGAGGAAUGCAGUUUAGGUCCUCAGCAGUCCCAGCAUUCGCAUACAAAAGGCAUUUCUGGCAAUCAGAACCAGAAGAAGGGUGUUACGAAGGCUCAAGGAUCCAACAAGGAGAAGAAGCCAAAGCACAAGGUGAAACGCCAGACGCGUUUUGAAAACGGCCGACUCGAAUUUCUUCAAGACCCUGACGCACUGGUUCAGCAAUGGGAGCCUGCUGUCCGCAUGGAUGAUUGCAGACGUGAGCUGAUAGAUCAGCAAAAUCGUCUCGCGGCCCAACUAGGGAUGAGCUAUCGUGAUCCAGAUCCGGUAGGCACAGGAAAAGAUGACGAGACCGCUUUCAAGAUCGAGCACGCAGACUGGGACUCAGAUCGCGCGCAUCUUCCAGGGAUCUGCUGGCGUUAUAACGAAGACGAGGAUAACAAUCCCCGGCCUAGCGAUAACCCGGGGUACAUGCGGUUCAAAGGCAUGAUCGUUCUUGAUUCAAAUGACAGCCCUGUCAAGGAUUGGCCUCAGCUUCCCGUAACGCUCUCCUCGAAGAUUCGAGGGUACAGACUCGAGAUAAUGUCCAGGGAGAAUCCCCAUCUUGAGUAUAAGGAUUUCAUAGCUCGCAUGCCGAGUGUGAUUGAGAAGACCAAGAAAGACAAGGACACGGGAGAGACCGAGGUGGUAGUCGAAGCGCCAGAUCCUAACGUGGUGUGCAACAUGCGCAUGUUGCGGUUUCGAAGAGACAAGGGCCUCCUUAGCUGGACCGAAAAGGGUAAUACUAAGGUCAUCGGAGAAGGCUUGGAAAAGCUUUUUGGAGAUAGAUUGCACAACAAUUCGAUGCAAUCUUUCGGAAGAGAUCUGACGCCACAAGAGCAGAUGGAGAUCAGAAAAGGAAAGAACGCACAGUUUCCAAAGCAAAACGCAGCUGGUGGCUCCCCAACUCAGGUAGCGACUAAGAAGAGAAAGACCAGGGGUGAUACAAAGACUCCAAAGGGACAGAGCAAGGCCUUGAUUCCAGAAGCCCCGCGACAAAAGCGUCCCCGUGAAGACGACGAAGAUCUCGACUCCUCUGACGAUCAGAAUCUGGGACAGGCCACGGCAGCUUCAUACCGCAAGCGACGUCGUAAUGCUAGAGGGGAAGUAUCCAAGCCUACGAUAAACCUCGACACCGACCAGGCUCUAUCGGCGGCGGGAAUAGCGCCGAAAAAUAUCGAAGUUGGAUCAAAUCAAAGGCAGCGUGCUUCAAACCAUCUUUCUGACGGGUCCUACGGUGAUGAAAGCGAUGAACAUCUCUUGGAAGACCAAGACCAAGACGGUGGACAGUACGAGAGUAGGACAAAACGCCGUCCAAUUCGUCCUCUGCCGGCUAGGCAUGCUAGUGGAGGAGCCAAAACGGUUCCUCACUUCGAUUCUGCCCAAACACAGGAGCAAGAUUACGACCCUCGUGGGGAUAUUGGUUCCCAAGAAGACGCAACAGACGAGAAUGCAGACGAUGACAUGACUGACGUUGACGAUCUGGCGGAUGACCUCAACAGCGGAGAAGCUAACGGAUCCGUUGAAGACCUAGUGGAGGAAGAUGUCGAAGAGGAUGUCACGCCCGUCAUACGCCAAGAGACGGACUUGGAGCGGCAUCGGAGACUGACGAGGGAAUUACUAGGGGAAGAGGACGACUUCUUUUUCAGACCCGAAUCGAAUCGUCUGUGGAGUGCUCCACUCUUUAUCCCUUCCCAUCAUACGGAGUGA